UUGGCGCUCGGUGGCCGGCCGCCAUUUCCGUGAGAGGGAACGCGGUGCGGCCUGUGGCGAUGGCGCUAUUCCCGGCCUUUGCUGGCGUCAGGGAGGCCGCCGGUGGUGGAGGCUCCCGGAAAGAAUUAGACUGGCUGAACAACCCAAGCUUUUGUGUGGGAACCUUGACAUCACUUAGCCAACCGUCAGAAGAACCCACGAGCCCUAUUCCUGAGCGGUCACCCCUGAGAAGCAGGAGUCCUUUGAAGUCUGAGUCUUCAGAUGGGAGUGCCCAUGGCCGAAAGCUCCCACAAGUAAGCAGGAAGAAGAAGAAGGAGAAGAAGAAGAAAAGAAAGCACCAUAGGAAGACGAAGAGGAAACACGGGCAGUCGAGCAGCAGUGAGUCUGAGCCCGACACAGAUUUGGGGAAGGACCGGCCGUCCUGGAGCCUCACGGGUACUCAGAAGGAAUCUGAGAAACCCAGCCAAGGAAAUACUGCAGCUGUUGGUGCCAGCCCUCACUGUGUAUGGCUGGAAGACGUCGAGGCUCUGACAGGAGAAACCUUCCGUGUGGAUAAGAAGCCUGAUCCUGCAAACUGGGAGUAUAAAAGUCUCUACCGAGGGGAUAUAGCAAGGUACAAGAGGAAAGGAGACUCCUGUCUGGGCCUUAACCCUAAGAAGCAGUGUAUAUCUUGGGAAGGGGCUUCGGCCUCAAAGAAGCACUCGCACAGAGUCCCGGAACGCUACUUCACGAAGAAGAACGUGGGACUUCUGCACGCCGAUGGCGUGGCGGUGAGCUGUAACACUGAACUUCCCUCUUCAGAGCCCGUCUUGUUCAUCCCAGUGAAGGACUCGGAGGAAGUGGCUGCACCUGUUACAAGCUGGUUGAAUCCUCUGGGGAUUUAUGAUAAGUCAACCUCGCAGUGGUUGCAAGGACUUGGUCCCCCCGAGCAAGAAGCGAAACAGCCAGACUCACAAGUAGACAGAGAGAGUGCGGUUCUCAAGGCCAAGGUGGAGGACUUUAACAGGAGAGUCCGGGAGAAUCCUCACGAUACUGAGCUGUGGCUGGCGUUCGUGGCUUUCCAGGACGAGGCCAUGAAGAGCCCCGGCCUGUACGCGCUGGAGGACGGGGAGCGGGAGAAGCGGAAGGCGUCGCUGAAGCUCCUCCUGGAGAAGAAGCUGGCCAUCCUGGAGCGGGCCAUCGACAGCAACCAGAGCAGCGUGGACCUGAAGCUCGCCAGACUGAGGCUGUGCGCCGAGUUCUGGGAACCCUCCGUGCUGGUCAAGGAGUGGCAGAAACUGAUCUUCCUGCACCCCAACAAUACAGCUCUGUGGCAAAAAUAUCUUGUAUUUUGCCAGAGCCAGUUUAGCACCUUCUCAGUAUCCAAAAUCCACGGUCUUUAUGGCAAGUGCUUGAGCACUCUCUCUGCAGUUAACGACGGCAGCAUCUUGUCUCACCCCGCGCUGCCCGGCACGGAGGAGGCCAUGUUCGCCCUCUUUCUGCAGCAGUGCCACUUUCUGCGGCAGGCUGGCCACUCGGAGAAGGCCAUCUCUCUGUUCCAGGCCAUGGUUGACUUUACCUUCUUCAAACCCGACAGUGUAAGAGAUCUGCCGACUAAAGCACAGGUGGAGUUCUUUGAGCCCUUCUGGGACAGCGGGGAGCCCCGGGCCGGGGAGAAGGGCGCCCGGGGCUGGCGGGCUUGGAUGCACCAGCAGGAGCGGGGUGGCUGGGUGGUCAUCACCCCAGAUGAGGAUGAUGACGAGCCGGAAGAGGAUGACCAGGAAAUCAAAGAUAAGAGUCUGCCCCGGUGGCAGAUCUGGCUUGCCGCUGAGCGCUCCCGGGACCAGAGGCACUGGCGUCCCUGGCGCCCCGACAAGACCAAGAAGCAAACGGAGGAGGACUGCGAGGACCCCGAGAGACAGGUGCUGUUCGAUGACAUCGGGCAGUCUCUGAUCAGGCUCUCGAGCCAGGCCCUGCGCUUCCAGCUGGUUGAGGCCUUCCUGCAGUUCCUGGGUGUGCCUUCGGGCUUCGUCCCGCCGGCCUCCUGCCUGUACCUGGCCAUGGACGAGAGCAGCGUCUUCGACAGCGGGCUCCAUGACGACAAGCCCCUGACAGCCUUCGACUUUGCGUUCUCGGGCCUCAGCUGCGUGGGCCGCAUGGACCCGCUGGGCUGUCGUCGGUGGACCCGCGGUCACAGCCGCGAGGGCGAGGAAUUCAUCCGCAAUGUCUUCCACCUCGUGAUGCCCUUGUUCUCAGGGAGGCAGAAGUCUCACCUGUGUUUCUCCUGGCUGCAGUAUGAGACGGCAAAGGUCAUUUGGUGUCUGCACACUAAAAACAAGAAGAGAUUAAAGUCACAAGGGAAGAACUGCAAAAAACUAGCCAAGAAUCUCCUUAAGGAGCCAGAAAACAGGAACAAUUUUUGCCUCUGGAAGCAGUAUGCCCAUCUGGAGUGGUUGCUUGGCAACAUAGAGGAUGCCAGGAAAGUGUUCGAUACAGCGCUCAGCAUGGCGGGCGGCAGUGAGCUGAAGGACCGGGAGCUGUGUGAGCUGAGUCUGCUCUACGCUGAGCUAGAGGUGGAGCAGCCGUCAGACUCCAGAGAGGCCGCCACGGCCCGGGCUGUGCAUGUACUGACCCAGCUGACCGAGAGCAGCCCCUCGGGGCCGUAUACCGGGCCUGUGUUGGCCACUCGUGUGUUGAAAGCGCGGAAGGCUUACGAGCAUGCGCUGCAGGGCUGUCUGGGGGAGAACUGUGUCUCCGAUGGCGCUCCCGCCGACUCCUUGGACUGCCUGUGUAGCUUGGUCAGGUGCUUUAUGCUCUUCCAGUAUCUGACCGUGGGGAUCGAUGCAGCGGUGAGGAUCUCUGAGCAGGUGUUCGCCAAACUGAAGGACUCUGUUUCUCGGGAGGUCCCUGGCCUGGAGGACCGCGGCCUCUCCCAGAGCUUGCGCAGCGUGCUGGAGGCCGUCAGCCUGAUGCACACGAGUCUGCUGCGGUUCCACAUGACGGUGAGCGUGUACCCGCGGGCCCGGCUUCGAGAGGCGCUCGCGGACGCCUUGAGGCGCUAUCCUGGCAACCAGCUGCUUUGGAGGUCCUACGUCCAGACUCAAAGCCAGUCCCACGCGGCCAGCAAGACCAGGAGGUUCUUCGACGCGGUCGCCAGGUCUGCCAGCCCCUUGGAGCCCUGGUUGUUUGCCAUUGAAGCGGAGAAGCGGAGGAGGAGCCUGGCGGAGACAGUGCAGAGGGUGGGCGGCAGAGAGAUCCACGCCACCAUUCCCGAGACGGGGCUCACGCACCGGAUCCGAGCGCUCUUUGAAAACGCGCUGCGGAGCCACCACGGCAGCCAGUGCCCCCUGCUGUGGAGGAUGUACUUGCAGUUCCUGGUUUCCCUAGGAAACAAAGAAAGAAGCAAAGGCGUGUUCUACAAAGCACUUCAGCACUGCCCUUGGGCAAAGGUGCUGUACAUGGACGCCAUGGAAUACUUCCCUGAUGAGCUGCAGGAGAUCCUGGACCUGAUGACCGAGAAGGAGCUCCGAGUGCGCAUGCCCAUGGAGGAGCUGGAGCUCCUGCUGGAGGACUAGAGCCUGGCCGCCAGCCGGGCCCUUCUAGAACAAGGGGAGCGUGGGGGGAGGGGCACGGCGCUGCAAGUGUUGUCAUUUGUGUCUGGAUGUGUAAAUGACACAAAGCUAUUCUGCAUAUUAUAUAUGUGACGGUGUGCACGCGUAGAGUUGAACCGCACCAGUGGCAAUGAAACCUUUGUGGUUGUGGACAUGCCUCCGUGUUCUCUCUGGUCCUGUCCAGCCAUCUGUGGGGCUGCCACCCUGUGGCUAGCUCUCAGUGCUGCCUGCUUCUCCCGUAACCCGCCCUCCUCUACCUCAGUGCUCACCUGUACCUGGGGGACCUGGAAUGGCCGGUACAGUGGGCAGCGGCUCAGCAACUCCUCACAUCAAGGGCCAUGCUGUCAAGGGUUUGCUCUAGGUAGACGUUUCAUAGAAAAGGA
Perognathus longimembris pacificus (Pacific pocket mouse) is the source of this 3973-nucleotide messenger RNA. It is a transcript of the gene Nrde2, whose product is annotated as NRDE-2, necessary for RNA interference, domain containing. Bases 60 to 3554 code for a protein of 1164 amino acids. NCBI's taxonomy places the organism in Eukaryota, Metazoa, Chordata, Mammalia, Rodentia, Heteromyidae. The transcript has 14 exons. Gene Ontology annotation, cellular component: catalytic step 2 spliceosome. The record is from RefSeq and is a predicted model, not a curated record. Gene Ontology annotation, molecular function: protein binding. Gene Ontology annotation, biological process: RNA processing; negative regulation of RNA catabolic process; regulatory ncRNA-mediated post-transcriptional gene silencing.